Messenger RNA from Rhizophagus irregularis DAOM 181602=DAOM 197198, 162 nucleotides. The record is from RefSeq and is a predicted model, not a curated record. NCBI's taxonomy places the organism in Eukaryota, Fungi, Glomeromycota, Glomeromycetes, Glomerales, Glomeraceae.
CGUUAUCAAUGUCCAUAUUGUUCAAAACGAUUUUCACGUCCAAGUUCUCUUAGAAUUCAUACUUAUUCACAUACUGGUGAAAAACCUUUUGUUUGUACUGAACCUGGUUGUGGACGAAAAUUCUCCGUACAAAGCAAUAUGCGCCGUCAUCUUAGAGUUCAU